Laetiporus sulphureus 93-53 is the source of this 1865-nucleotide messenger RNA. RefSeq lists its product as uncharacterized. Lineage: Eukaryota; Fungi; Basidiomycota; Agaricomycetes; Polyporales; Laetiporaceae. The transcript has 3 exons. The record is from RefSeq and is a predicted model, not a curated record. The coding region runs from base 205 to 1635 and encodes 476 amino acids.
UGAGCGUUAAUCGAGAUAGGAGGACCGCCUCUCAGCACUGCUUGUGCCUCCACGUCACGCCUAUUCUCCUCGACCGACAUCAGCAUUGCACUCGUUCCCUCGGAGAGCGCGCUACCCCUGGCACAAUCGACCAACCUGACGCAUCGCGAGAUCAAAAAAUAUCAGCCUUCGAAAGUCACUGAGCUGAAACGGUCGAGACACUUAAUGGAGAAGUUAGAGCAUUCGCUUCAAGCAUCCGACCAGGACGCUGUAUCCAUCCGCCACAUCCCUGCCGACGUCCUCCGACUCGUAUUCUCCGAAUAUGUGGACAUCCCUGGAAAUGCUCAGAGCCUGCUUCGAGCAACUAAUCUCACAAUGGUGUGUCACACUUGGCGAGCUAUUGCGCUAGAUACCGCGGAACUGUGGACGGAGAUAAAAUUGUUUCUCAAUCAAUACCUACCGCCACUCUCAGCAAUAUCAACAGUUCUCGCUCUAUCACGUCGACAGCCUAUUGACAUCUAUUUGCGGAUAGAUGGACACUCAAGAAGGCCCGGUCAUGCAUACUGGUGUAAAGUUAUCGAAUUGGUGUGGGAGCAUCAAGAGCGGUGGAGAUCUUUCGAUCUCGACUACUUCUACGAUCCUCACAGGUCGGAAGGCAUGGAUCUGAAAUUACAGGGAACCUUGCCUUACCUACGCUUUCUUCAGUGCAACUUCCAAAGUGAUGGGAUUACCGGAGGAGACCACGAGAUUUCGAUCAGUGUUCACAAUUUUGUGGCGCCAAGAGUGCACGACUUGACCCUUGGUCGCUACGUCAACAGGAUCUUCACGCCGACGGAUUUAAGCCAUUCAUUCCUUUCACUCGAAUCCCUCCUUCUCGAUUCCCCACAUCAUCGAAGGGAAAGCCGCGUCGAGAUAUUGAGAGCACUGGCACACCUACCCAAGCUGCAAGUUCUCCAGCUCGUCAGCGAUGGUGGCGGAGACUCUCCCACGACGCAGUUUGAUCCCAGCUCCCCGAUUUGUUUGUCAUCCCUCAGAGAGUUCACCAUCACAUCAUCCGGGAAGUCAGCGAUCACUGAAUGGCUGGCCAUAUUUCGGGCUCCAAGUUUGAUGACUAUCGCAAUUUCAUCUUGUUCCAAGGUGGGGACGCGGGGCAUUGGCACAUUCAAUGUGCGGUUCCCAUCGUUGCGCACGAUGUACUUCGACAUACGCUAUCAAAUCGAGCCAAUUAUCGGGUAUGCCGAAUUGUCAAGAUACGCACCAGUUAUAGAGUUCGAAAUCGGCGGAGAUUGGAACCUCAUGUACUUGAUGCGAAUUUUGAGGCAAAAGCAGAAUGGCACAUAUCUCUAUCCUUCAUUAUAUCGACUGGAGAUUCACUCUUCGCUCCACCUGGGACAGUAUCCCAUCGACAAUGCCUCAAUAGAAGCUUUGUGCAAUUUCGUCAAGACACGUUCGUGGAUGAGAGCUCGGAGGAAACAUGGUAAUAUUGAUACAUUUGGUGCCACACUUCGAGAAGUGCAUAUACGGAUCUCUGGGGAUAUGACACAGUCGCUGAGGGAGUGGUUCGAGAGGAACUUGGUAUCCUUCACCUGCUCAUCAACGAUACUGCAAGAUCUGCAAAUGGACUCUGUGAGACUGGUGAAUGGCGAGGAGGAAUGAUGCGGGAUGGAGAAUAUUGGAUUACACUCUGUGUUGUCUGUCUAUGGUGGGUCAUGCGAAGGCUAUGGGAUCACAUUCAUGUUGCUCAGUCGCUUUUCGAUGUCAUUACAUAUCCCUAGCUGAUACCAGAAGAGAACUCAUUACCACCAACUUUCAAGAGUCAAGCGCUUAUGUCGUAGGGACCUUCAUAACCAUGCGAAGGGGCGAACACGGCGACAACAAUACAUCUG